Aaosphaeria arxii CBS 175.79 is the source of this 1345-nucleotide messenger RNA. Its product is annotated as translation initiation factor eIF4e. Gene Ontology annotation, cellular component: eukaryotic translation initiation factor 4F complex. The transcript has 2 exons. Gene Ontology annotation, biological process: translational initiation. The coding region runs from base 230 to 940 and encodes 236 amino acids. Gene Ontology annotation, molecular function: RNA 7-methylguanosine cap binding; translation initiation factor activity. Lineage: Eukaryota; Fungi; Ascomycota; Dothideomycetes; Pleosporales. The record is from RefSeq and is a predicted model, not a curated record.
AAUUAAUUUGUUGCAGAACUCGAUAUUUGAGAAGUCAAUCUCUCUACCCUCUAGGAGUCACGUCUAGUACCUCCAACACAUUGCUUUCAAAGUUUCAUCAAGCAACGCAAACGGCGGGCUGCAGUAGUCGUGAGAGGUCUUUUUCGACAGCAAAAGACCCUUCUUCACUCCUGGCAUUGAUUCCCACACCUCAUCGUCUAUCUCGAAGUUUUUAUCAGAGUCCGUCAACAUGGCCGGCCGAAUUCCAGCCCUCUCCACCUCUGAUCUCCCAUCAGCAUCGCCACAGGAGGCUUCUGCGACCGCCUCACCCGCACGUGGAACUGCUAUGCUGAAUUCAAUCUUCAAAUCUGUCCGGGUACCCGAGUUCCGUUUCAGGUGGCAGUUCUGGGCAGAAAAGGGACAGCAAGCGCCAGCUACGAGCAGUGACCAGCAAGCGUCUGAAGAUUUUGCGUCACGCCCGAAACACCUCGGCGAGCAGAUCAUCAGCAUUAAGGAGUUUUAUCAGCACUUCAACAACAUUCCCACCGACCAGCUGAAGAUGCGUGACAGCAUCCAUCUCUUCCACGUUGGGAUCACGCCGGUGUGGGAGGAUCGACGGAACCUCCGCGGUGGAGCAUUCUAUUUCCGUGUGAAGAAGGAGCUUGCCGCAAAAUUCUGGCACGAGAUCUGCCUAUUGGCAGUUGGCGAUGUGCUUCAGAGUGCAGUGGAAACCAAGCGAGAUGCUUUCAAUGACGACAUCUGUGGUAUUUCAUACUCGGUUCGAUGGAACGCCGUUCAGAUCGCCGUCUGGAACCGCGACGCCGAUAACGAGGCCGGCAGGGAAAAGCUACUCGCAGCUAUCAUUGAGAAACUCAGCGAUGAUAUUAAGCCGCAAGACUCUUACUGGUACAAGGCGCACCGUGAGCACAAGGGAUUCGUAGCGCCCGAUGCAUCAUCAUAGCUGUUCGAACGGCCAAAAACUCUCGGCGACAUACGAUUUUAUGACAUCCUAGCAUCGAAGAGUUGAUUGAAUCCACUUUUGGACUUCACUUAGCAUAACCUCAUGAUGAGAUUCUCUUCCAAAUGAACCGGACCCUGAGGAUAGGACAACAUCAAUAGUUUAGUUCUCUAUAUGAAUAUUAUCAACAAAUAUUGAGAAGAAUGGUUUUACAUGACAUUCAGUGAUAGGGCAGUUUUGCGAUAUUUUGAUGUUGAAGAAAAAUCUAUAUACCACCUCCUACCUCUACUAAGAUUUUGACAUGACUCUCCUUAUCCUUUAUCAAAGCUUUGAUACCAUCCUCGACGAUGUUCUCCAGUUGUAUCUUACUAGUUAUCAUGUUUGCGGGUUGAAGAGUGCCUGGACCGU